Molecule: messenger RNA, 1681 nt
Organism: Panicum virgatum (switchgrass)
Lineage: Eukaryota; Viridiplantae; Streptophyta; Magnoliopsida; Poales; Poaceae
Product: E3 ubiquitin-protein ligase PUB23-like
Exons: 1
Coding region: 152-1441 (429 amino acids)
Biological process (GO): protein ubiquitination
Molecular function (GO): ubiquitin protein ligase activity
Source: RefSeq, a predicted model, not a curated record
UCUGACCACUCGCGCGCCCGGAACAACUGUAGUGCUACCUCCAUCCGCCAUAUAUACUAUAUCAUCUCUUGGAGUAAUUUCAUUGCCACCAGUACAAGCAGUUAGUUCGAAAGCACAACACAAGCAAGAAGAAGACACUGCUUGAUCUCAAAUGGAGGAGGAGGCGCAGGUGGAGGUGCCUUGCUACUUCGUGUGCCCCAUCUCGCUGCACAUGAUGCGCGACCCCGUGACGCUCCCCACCGGCAUGACCUACGACCGCGACGGCAUCGAGCGCUGGCUCCUCACCGCCGGCACCUGCCCGCUCACCAAACAGCCCGUGCCGGCCGACUGCGACCCCACGCCCAACCACACGCUGCGCCGCCUCAUCCAGUCCUGGGGCGCGGCCCACGGCCUAGUCCAGCGCGUCGCCACGCCGCCGCCCAAGCCCCCCAUCACCGAUGUCGCCUCGCUCGUCUCGCGGAUCGGCGGCGCCGCCAGUAAUAAUUUCACGCAAGAGCUCCUCGCCGCUCUGCGCGAGCUCAGGGGCGUGGUGGCGUCCGAGGAGAGCCAACGCAGCUGCAGGAACGACGACGCAGCAUGCGCGGCGGUGGACACUUUGGUCGGCGUGUUCAUCACCGCAUCCGCAUCGGCGACGACAAGCACAAGCAGUGUUGCCGUCUGCGAUGAGGUGCUCGAGAUCAUCUCAUCAUCGGACAAGUGCCUACUAGCAGCUCGUGUCAUCAUGGAGACCAACACUAACGAGGCGGCGGUCGACGCUCUCGUCUCCGCUCUGCGUCGAUCCAACACCGCGUCCAGAGCGCACGCGGCGCUGCUUCUCCGGAACGUGACGGCCGUCAUGCCGACGAGCAGCCUGGCGUCCCUACCGGAGCAGGUGUUCGGGGAGGUGGUGCGCUUGAUCCGCGACAAGCAGCAGGUAUCCAGGGCUGCGACCACCAAGGCAGCCCUGCACGUGCUCGUCGGCACCACACCGUGGGACCGCAACCGCGUCAAGGCGGUGGACGCCGGCGCGGUGCCAGCGCUGGUGGACAUGCUCCUGGACCUGGACGGGCCGGAGCGGCGCGCCUGCGAGCUGGCGCUAGGCGCGCUGGGCCGGCUGUGCGGGUGCGCCGAGGGGCGCGCCGCGCUGGUGGCGCACGGCGCGGCCGUGGCGGCCGUGGCCAGCAAGGCCUUGAGGGUGUCGGACGUGGCCACCGACAAGGCGGUGCGGGUGCUGCGGUCGGUGGCGAGGCACGCGGCCACGGCGGCGGUGGUGCAGGAGAUGGCGCACACCGGCGUGCCGGGGACGCUGUGCGUGGUGGCGCAGUCGGAGCAGUACGGCGACAGGACGAGGGAGCGGGCGCGGGAGACGCUCCGGCUGCACGCGAGGGCGUGGAGGAGCUCGCCUUGCCUGCAACACAAGCACCUCCACGCCGCCGCCCAUGUAGUCAUGUACCCUUGCUGAACUGACUGAAAAGCACCACCACCCUUCUUGCUGUUUGUGCAUGGAUUGAUGAUUAUUGGUGUAGUUCGCUCUAGCUCUGAAUAUAAUUGACCUGUUUAGUACAGAGGCCGGACAUAAUCAACAUCAGUAUCGUUCAAGGCAAAGAAUUAAUCCGAUCUGGCAGGCAAUUCUUUUGGAUGUAGUUUCUCUAUAUUAGCUUAGUCACUACUGCUUCAUUCAGUCGGAUUUGCCAUCAUCAGU